UGAAGAUGUACAAAUACAAUCACAACUUAUUUUAUUGACGAACAUACUCAUGGUGGAACACAAGUGCGGGUUGAUGUUUCGGUCAGGGCUGCUUAGUGUGUGGACACUUGUAUUUUCAUCAGGCAUUAAGCAGAUGUACAAUUGUUUUUUAAUCAACAAAUGUCAACUCUUCAAGCCUCACGUUUAAGGUGGAUUUAACCUCAACAUCUGGAUGAUUUCCUCUCCUCGCUUGCAGUGUUUGUAGAAAAUGUGCAAGACAGCUAGCUAUAGCUAACAACGAUGCUAAUGUGGUUUGAUGAUAAUACUUUAGGCUUGACAAUUGGAAGGCGCUACUUAUCUUAACAACUGAAAACCUUCCAUUUAUCACUGUUCGAAAAGCUCAUUCGGUCAGGUAUUUUUUAGUUUCCCGUUGAUGGUCUAACUAACACACGGAAUGCCCAAUGCCAGCACUAGACCAAAGCGGGGUAGGAGGACCCGACGGCAACCAAGAGAGGAUCCCGCCAGAAACGAGCUGGUUUCUCGGUCCCUAGAGAGUGCCCAACAGUGCUUGUUUAACCAAGACUAUGGGACUGCCUUUGUCCACUACCUCCUGGUCCUCAACCUUGCCCCUAUGCUUAAGGACUUUGCAAGGGAGUCGUUCAGAUUCACUCUGUUCAAAUGGGCCGACGAGCUGGACUCUGUGGGGCGCGUUCAGGAUCUCUUUAACUGUUUCGAACAAGCUCUGGAGCUCUUUCCUGCCGAUGAGGUUAUCUUGAACAGCAUGGGUGAGCACCUCUUCAGAAUGGGUUUCCGGGAUGAGGCUGCCGGUCAUUUCCACAAGGCCCUCAAGCUGAAGCCGGACUAUCCCGAAGCGAGGGAGAACUUCUACCGCGUGGCUAACUGGCUGGUCGAGCGCUGGCACUUCCUGAUGCUCAACGACCGCGGGAGGAACCAGAAGUAUCAGCAAGCCAUUCAGAAGGCGGUGGAGAGGGGCUGUAACACUGUACUAGACAUAGGUACUGGCACAGGGAUCCUGGGCAUGUGUGCAAAGAAGGCAGGAGCUGCAGAGGUGUUUGCCUGUGAACUGUCCAAGACCAUGUAUGAACUGGCCUGUGAGGUGGUGACGGCGAAUGGGAUGAAAGGAGGAAUCAACAUCCUUCAUAAGAAAUCUAUGGACAUGGAGGUGCCUAAAGACAUCCCACACAGGGUUUCCUUAGUUGUGACGGAGACAGUGGAUGCAGGGUUAUUUGGAGAAGGCAUCAUAGAGAGUCUCAUCCACGCCUGGCACCACCUGCUUCUGCCACCACAGCAGAUAUCCGAUGACAUGAUGUCCCUGGAACCUUCAAAGACAGGCCGGGUCAUUCCGGCCGGAGCCACCGUGUUCGGCAUGGCGGUCGAGAGUGUAGAGAUCCGCCGGCACCAUAGGCUGUGUGUGUCUGAGGUCGGGGGUCUGUCCCUGGGGGCCGCGGGCCAGCUCCACAGCCCAGUGAGCUGCACUGCGGACGCAGACGACUCCCUGGAGCCCUACACCACGGAGAGGCUGAGCAGGAUCCCCGGAGGAUACACGGCCCUCACCGAGCCCUUCAGGGCCCUGGACAUAGACUUCAACAACGUCACGGAGCUGGAGGGGCUGAGCUCCAGAGAGACGCAGCGGCUGCACCUGCCCGUCACCCAGGAGGGGAACCUGGAUGCCCUCGCCGUGUGGUUCCAGCUCCACCUUGACCAGGAGAGCAGCCUCUCCACUGGGCCCCAGGAGGACACCUGCUGGGAGCAGGCCAUCUACCCCAUCCAGAACCCCAACAGCGUUGCCCUGAGACCCGGAGACCAGCUGGUGGUGGACGUCUCCUGUCGAGACGCCUUCCUGAGGCUCUGCAGCAUUUCCGUGGUGAGGGACGGCCACGAGAUCCGCCUCGAUCCGCACCUCAGCGUCGACACCCAGCAGCCGGGCACCAACCCAAACCCAACGGCGACUGCCGCUCCCGCUCCCGCUCCCGCUCCGACCCCCGCUGCCACGCCGACGCCAAAGCCGACCCCAACCCCGACCCCGGAGUCGGAGCUCUGCAGCGCUCUCGCCGGCCUCCAGACCCACCAGAGCCCUCCGCGGGAGACGUGCGUGCUGGAGUGCUCCGAGAUAGCCCUGCUCAACAACAGACACUACCACCAGAGCUUCAACCAGGCGCUGGACACGCUGUUGACUGGCCUGGCGCUCGCCAAGGAGAACAGCAGCGCCGUCGGCCCUGUGAACCCCACCACUGCCACCAGCACAACAACCCCCUCCCCGAGCAGCACCGCCGCCGCCGCCGCCGCCGCCAAGGACCCCAACGACGACCUCCUCUACUUCCUGGACGUGUCGGAGGGCUUCUCGCUGCUGCCCCUGAUGGCGGCGCGCCACGGCCACGUCAAGGCCUACAGCUCGGUGGAGAAGAGCCAGCACCAGGACGUCCUGCGGAGGCUGGCGGGGGCCAACGGCGUCCACGAGCGGAGGCUGGAGUUCUGGCUGAACCAGGCGAACGAGGAGGACCCGGCGGUGCUGAAGAGGCCCUCCCGGGAGAAGCUGUGGAGCGCCAUCGUCCUGGACUGCGUGGAGACGUGCGGCCUCAUACGCCAGAGGCUGAUGGAGAAGGCUUCACUGGCCAGUUGUCUGCUGGAGGAAGGGGGACGUGUGUUUCCUGAGAGGAUAGUGCUGUACGGCAUGCUGGUGGAGUCGGACACGCUGUUGCUGGAGAGCGCCGUCCAGGGACAGGAGCCCACGCUAGGCUUCAACAUCGCCCCCUUCAUCAACCAGUUCACUGUACCAGUCCAUGUGUUUCUAGACUUCUCCACCCUGGACUGCAGGCAUCUCAGUGAGUCUGUGGAGCUGUUUGUCCUGGAUCUCAUGAAAGCCAGCGCCAACUACACAAACAGAGAGGUCAAGGUGCGGGCCACGUCGUCGGGCCGGGUGACGGCGGUGCCCUUCUGGUACGAGAUCCACCUGGACCCGGAGGUGAGCGUCAGCACGCUCAGCCAGGACUCCCACUGGAAGCAGGCGGCCGUGGUGCUGCAGCCCUCCCUGGAGGUCCGCGCCGGGGACUGGGUGUGCCUGGCCGUGCAGCUCCACAAGAGCAGCAUCUCAAUGUCAGCGCGGAUAGACAACGAGGAUGCCUCCGCGGGGCUCCCCGCCGUCGCCAUGACAACCAGCUAGGAGCUCCGACCAAGGCCCGAGCUCCGUUGUGUCGACUAGUUUGUCAGUAUUGUUUCUAUGAAGGUUAAUUCUUUUUCCUUUUUUUAUUAAAGUGAAUAGUUUUUCCAAGGUAUUUUCUGCCCUACUAGAUACUUCUGUUAGGUUAUUUAAUUUCAGCAUCAAUGUUAUCCACAAGUGUCCGAGCUUGUGUAAAACUACAGGAUCCUUUUCUUCUGUACUCAACAACCCUUUUACAACGACAUUCCUAAUAAAUAGUCCUUACAAAUUAUACAUCAUGUCAAGAUGAGGGAUCAAUUAAUGACGUCCUCCAUUUUGAACAAACAUCUCACCAAAAGUGGAAUGUAUUUCUAUUUGCACUAGAAAAAGCAUGUCAUUGUUAUUUAGUUUUUUUCCUAUGAGGGUAUUUGCCCAGUGCCAAGCCUAAUGCAACUCUCGCAGUGACCUCUUGCCUCACAACUGACCCAUGUGUAAAUGUUAGUGCCAGUUGAUUUUCUUUCAGUUGACUUUAAAAAUCAUAUUAAAGACACUGAGCAUAACUGUUUGACAAUUUCAAUAAUGCCACGACAAAAACACUACCGGGGAACUUUUAAACAAUGUCAGACAUUUAAUCCAACUUUAAACAAAACAGUUAAAACAAUUCAAUAGAUCAGAUAAGGCAAUGCGACACACCAUCAACUUGACCUACAGCUGAUAGUGCUGCGUUCCGCUUACUUUAAACAUUUGAUUAAGAAAAAUAAUGGGAGAACGUGCAUUUGCUGAUUUUAUUGCCCAGCACAAAUCAGUUAAACACAAGUACCAGAACGUAUUAAUGCAACUAUGAAAUAAAAUGCAAUGCAUUCUGAAGUCCAGCAUAGAUGGUACCAAGGAUGGAAUAAGCUACUUGACAAUAGUUCCUGUUGUAAGGUGAUUAUAAUACAGUAGUAUUUACAAUGACAUUGUGAUCCGAGUAGUUCCAUAGCGCAGAGAUUAGCAGUAAGGCAUGAGUGCAGAGUAGUUACAUUCUAUAGCCGAUUAGGAGCUAUGCAUGUUAAAACGAGUGCAUGGAGAGCAAGAGCUCAAAAUCGAUAGAAAAUGUGCUACUGUUUGGGUACAAACCAAAAACAAACGUACACAUUUCCUCGAUACCCCCUUCCUGCAUUAACCAACAGUAACCAUUUUAGCCUUCAUAAAUGCUCAUGAUGUCGUGUGCUAAUGAUAGCCCAUUCCAAAUCAACCAUUUAUUGGCAGCAUAUUUUUCACAAGCUUUACACUUUUGGUAAUGCCUAAAGCUUGUAAAAAUUUGCUUCUAAUACAUCGUCAAAUAACAAGUUUAUAUGAGAAUGAUUCGACCAGGACCUUUUGUGCGGGGGAAACAAUGGUGUUUUGUUCCCAAGGAAUAAUCUGCUGUGUCUCCAGACUACGACAGAAAAGAUAUAUAGUCAGCAUGGGUUGUCCAUUAAAAAAAAAGCAGAGUUUGGCUAAAAAAGGUCUUUAAACCCCUUGGGUCGAAUCUAAAGACUGAAUCUACGUAUGUAGAUCCGUAUGCAUGUUCAUGUAGCGAAGUAUAAUAUUUAGGGUGUUUUAAUAGAAUAACCUGUAGUAAUACAGAAAAUUCUUACAUAGUAAUUAUAGUCUAUUUGAGGGCUCCUGGAUAAUUCCUGAAGUUGCUGACUGAACUUGUGGGCAAGUAACUUAAAACCGUUGGUACUUUUGAUCUGGUCAUAGAGGAAAUAAGUCUAUCAAAAAAUAAAACGAAAGCGCUGGGACGCUGUCCAACAACUUUUUAAAUCACAUCCUUAUAAAGGGUUUGAGCGACGCUACAGCCCCGAUAUUUGGCUACGUGAUAACAACCA
Messenger RNA from Gadus chalcogrammus (walleye pollock), 4992 nucleotides. It is a transcript of the gene prmt9, whose product is annotated as protein arginine methyltransferase 9. NCBI's taxonomy places the organism in Eukaryota, Metazoa, Chordata, Actinopteri, Gadiformes, Gadidae. Gene Ontology annotation, molecular function: protein-arginine omega-N monomethyltransferase activity; protein binding. Gene Ontology annotation, biological process: peptidyl-arginine methylation. The transcript is spliced from 13 exons. Bases 434 to 3160 code for a protein of 908 amino acids. The record is from RefSeq and is a predicted model, not a curated record.